Messenger RNA from Paramuricea clavata, 1207 nucleotides. The record is from the annotation of a GenBank genome assembly. Lineage: Eukaryota; Metazoa; Cnidaria; Anthozoa; Malacalcyonacea; Plexauridae.
AUGGGGAUCGAGAAGUCGGAGCGAAGAGCUCGGGAUGCUCUUUAUUGGCCUUUGAUGAGCAAGCAGAUAGCUGAAAUGGUAUCGAACUGCUCCGUAUGUCAAAUGAUAAUCUUUCAGAGUACCAACCAUACCUUGGAAAGUGGUGGCAACAGAUUUAAUAUUUAUAAAAUUUGCUGUGUUGGUGUAAUGUACUCAGGUGAAUAAGAUGCUUGUGUGAUGUUAUUCUGAGUAUACACUCAGAAUAACAUCACACAAGCAUCUUAUUCACCUGAGUACAUUACACCAACACAGCAAAUUUCAUGGUUAUUAGAUUACACUGAUAUCGAAGGAACUAGACUCAGUUCCGAAAUAUCGCAUACUCGAACCGGCCUGACCGCGUAGCUCAGUUGGCAGAGCAUUGGGCUAGUAUUCCAAAGGUCGUAGGUUCGAAUCCCACCGUGGCCAGGCAUAUUUUUCAAGCCUGCCUGGUGUGGAUAUACACUCAGAGUAACAUCACACAAGCAUGAGAUUUAAUAUUUAGUUUGGACAACUCGGACUAUCUACUUAUUGUUAACUAUCUUUCCAGAUACUUUCAAGUUGUUAAGUUACCAGACACAAAGAGUUCAACGGUUAUCACGUACACCAAGUCGAUAUUCUCCCGACAUGGUAUUUCUGCAGACGUCGGUAGUGAUAAUGGGCCACAAUACAGCUCCUUUAGAGAAUUUCAAGCAUUCGCAGAAAGCUGGGAAUUCAAGCAUGCGGUCCAGUUAGUCUCCUCAACCCACAAGCCAAUGGUUUAGCAGAAAGGACUGUACAAACUAUCAAAGAUCUUUUAGUUAAAUCGAAGAAAGAUCAACGAGAUUCAUAUUUAAAUAUGUUGGAAUAUCGAAACGCUCCUAUCGAUGAUGUGGGAAGUCCAGCGCAGUUACUGAUGAAUAGGCGUUUGCGUUCAGGAAUUCCUCAAACGAUAUCGCAUUUGAAGCCUCGUGUUCCAGAUUCUGUUAAAGUAAAGAAAAAAUUGAAUCUCAACCAACACAAACAGAAAUUCUAUUAUGAUCGUCAGUCAAAAUCCCUUACUAAGUUACACGAAGGAGAUAGAAUUAGAGUAAGAAUGAAAGGUUCAUGGAAACCAGGUGUUGUCACUCGUGAAGAACAAACACCGAGAUCGUAUCGUAUCAGACUGAUGAUGGUGGUGGUGCAUAUAGGAGAAACAGAAGAAUGCUUCUGA